Molecule: messenger RNA, 1396 nt
Organism: Astrephomene gubernaculifera
Lineage: Eukaryota; Viridiplantae; Chlorophyta; Chlorophyceae; Chlamydomonadales; Astrephomenaceae
Source: the annotation of a GenBank genome assembly
UGAUCGAGGAGACCGGGGCGUUGAAGUGCUUUCUUCUACAGACGUGCUGCUACCAAACACGAAAGAAAUGGCAUUUAGCACCACCCUGCGGGGCACGCCUCUGAGCCGGACACCGUUCAAGGCCGCAAAGCCCCAGGGCGUCCGCGCGCCUGCAUCACGUGUAGCUCUGGUUGUGGAAGCCAACAAGAAAGUCCUAAAGAAGACCAAGGUUAUCCUUGUGAACGACAUCCCCAAUGUUGGUCGCGAGGGCGAGAUCAAGAGUGUGCCGGUGGGCUACUGGCGCAACUUCCUGCUGCCCAACGGCAUGGCCAAGAUUGCCAGCGAAGCCAUCCUAGACAAAAUCCGCCGCAAGAAGGAGGAUGAGAUCCGGAAAAAGAUGGAGGAGAAGGCGCAGGCGCAGGCUUUUGCCAACGCGCUGUCCACCAUCGGCAAGUUCACCCUGAAGAAGAAGACGGGCGACAAGGACCAGAUCUACGGCAGCGUGCAGGUGCAGGAGAUUGCGGACGCCAUCUACCAGCAGACGGGGCGUAACGUGAGCGACUGCGAGAUUGCGGUGCCGGAGAUCAAGUCGGUGGGCACCUACGAGUGCACCAUCCGCCUGCACCCGGAGGUCCUGGGUACCUUCUCGGUUGUGGUGCAGCGGGAGAAGAACGUGCUGACGGUGCGGGCAGCGGACAGCGGCAAGAAGGCCAAGAAGUAAAAGCUUGGGCGGAACAGUGGAGGGGGAGGGGAACAUGCAGGCGAGGUACCAGGGUGGGACUGGGCAGCAGCUGGUGCGCCACAGGCGGCAGUCAGCACGCAGCCCCAUGCGGUGUGCGAGGCGGUAUGCCCCGCCAUUGUCCGCAUGCGCGAGGGCGCGCUAGUAGAUAUCCGAGCGGCCCGUGUCGCGUGGAUUCCACAGGGAGAUGUGAAUUGGCGGCGCUAUUGUUGGGUUGGCUGUCGCCUCUCUUUCCUUACAAGAGUGAAAAGGGAGGCGCAUGGACGGUCCUCACGCAUGUUUCGGUACUGUCUAACAAGCUGUAGGGGUGUGUGGAGGUGGCUGGCCUGCACGGCCGCUGCCCGCAACCCUGCCCACGGGGCCAUUUUUGAACAUGACAAGCUCUGGGAUGUGGCUGUCUAUUAGCGGCGAUUAGACCAUUCGUUUGUGUGCGUGUGUCAUCGAGCGCAUGAAUCCGCUGUAGCGUAGUCAGACGUCGAUCAGAGUGACGGCUGAGGCGGGUCAGCAUCCGGCAAUUUUGUCCAUUGGUAUAGCCGGUGUGGCCCGCCUUCAGCACAUUUUCUUCAGUCCCUCUUUGGCAGAGGAAAUGAAACUGCGCUGGCAAGCGGAACUGUUCUGAACUGAAGGCGUGUGACCCUUCUUGCCUGAACACAUGUAAACCAUAAAAUUUCUUCUUCA